AGCUGAGAAGCUCGUCAGACAGGAUUAUUUAAUCUUGUCUUGUUACAAGUGGUGGAAAGUGCAGUCAUUCUAAAUAUCAUCCAGCCAUCAUGAGCUCGAAAGUGCCCUUGAAAAAGACCGACAGCAACCCAUUGCAAGAGCCCUUCAAGCUAAUGGGCUUAGAGUUUGCGCCCUUGUCUUUACCAUGGGAGCGAAGGAUGCAAACCUUGGCUGUCUUGACGUAUGUCAGCCUUUUCCUCACCUUCUCGUUGGGCACGAUGUUUGGGUUGCUCUAUCUGCUCUUUUUCACCUCAUACAAGUGGAUCCCUUUGUUUUACGCAGCUUUCGUGUGGUUUGACAUUGACACCUGCAACAAUGGAGGACGAUCAUGGAAUUUCAUGAGAAGCUGGUUCAUGUUUCCUCAUUUUGUGCGCUUCUUUCCGAUCAAACUUGUGAAAACGGCCGAACUGGAUCCCAAUCGAACCUAUCUUAUUGGAAGUCAUCCGCAUGGUAUUCUUUGUUUUGGCAUCUUUGGAGCCUUUGCCACGGAUUGCCUGAAUGUGCAAGACGUCUUUCCCGGCAUAUAUCCGAGACUAGUCACCCUGCAGGAACAGUUCUGGUUACCGGGAUCCCGUGAACUCAUUUCCGCCACAGGAGCAGUGGCGUCCACCAAGAAAGGAAUUGAAUCCGUGUUAAGACAGCCCAAGGGAACAGCAGCCAUAUUGAUUGUUGGGGGCGCCUCAGAGGCUUUGAAUUACUCGCCCACUGAAGUCAAGUUGGUUCUCAAGAAACGUCGGGGCUUUGUCCGAUUGGCGCUCAAACAUGGCACUCCUUUAGUUCCUUCAUUCACAUUUGGGGAACAAUUUGUAUACGAGCAAGCCCCGAAUCCAGAAGGAUCCAAACUUCGUGCUUUUCAGGAAUGGUUUGAAAGGAAGUUGAGGUUUUCCCCUCCAAUUUUCUUCGGACGAGGUGUUUUUCAAUAUAAUUGGGGAUUGGUCCCCUUCAGGAAACCAUUGACUGUUGUGGUUGGUUCACCAAUAGACGUAAUCAAGAAUGAAGAUCCAACUCCUGAAGAAAUCGAUCAACUUCAAGAAAAAUAUAUUCAAGCAUUGUCAGAUCUGUACGAGACUCACAAUACCAAAUAUGGUGAUCAAUCUGUGAAAUUGGUAAUAUCAUAAAAAAUCGAAACUGUCA
Molecule: messenger RNA, 1173 nt
Organism: Tigriopus californicus
Lineage: Eukaryota; Metazoa; Arthropoda; Copepoda; Harpacticoida; Harpacticidae
Product: 2-acylglycerol O-acyltransferase 2-like
Exons: 4
Coding region: 90-1157 (355 amino acids)
Biological process (GO): triglyceride biosynthetic process
Cellular component (GO): endoplasmic reticulum membrane
Molecular function (GO): diacylglycerol O-acyltransferase activity
Source: RefSeq, a predicted model, not a curated record